AAUUUAACUUCUCUCUCUCAAUCAGUUGUGAAAUAAACUGGGCACUGAUGAAUUGGGCAAGGUUAUCCUGACAAUUAAAAUUUACUGCAGCAAAUGGUUUAAUGUGUCUAAAUGGUUCACCAUUGAACAUUUCGCAAGCGGACAUUUUUGAACAACGUCUUAAAAUAUUAAAAAUUACCGCAAUACGAGGAUUUUAUCGUCAAGAAAAAAAGUCGCGUCAGAUCAGGUGUUCAGUGUGGCCAUUGGGAGUCACUCAGCUGUAUUAUUGGGAAAAACUCAGGCCACGUAUCAUUGAAAAAAUACGCCUAAUUUUCAUCGAAAUUUAUAACAAUAUCGUUCGAAAUGUUGACCAUCGCUUUUAUAAGAAAUACAAACUUUGUAAAUGUUAAGGUGCGUCCAGACCGUAGCGCAAUACCGCGCCAAACAUUCGCGCCAAAUUUCAAGAAACAUCACUAAUUAGGACGGUAUCCUGUGUACGAACCCGCAAAGCCGAGCGACUUCGCUCGCGAUCAAAUAUGUUCCGGUUGAUGUCGGUACAUCAAAGAAAUGUUCGUGUUCGGGCAAAUUUAGUUUGGACGCUAGUAGCAGUUUAAUAUUCGGGCUUGUGCGAAUCUGAAGACAGUGAAAGACUGGAACCACGAAAAAAUAUUACCUCUGAUAAAUUUAUAUGAAAAUCAGCGUGAAAUAUUUGAGGUCAAAAUUACCACUUACGAAAUAAAAAAUACGAUGCAUGGCUGAAAAUCGCAACAGAGAUGCACAGGGACAUAGAAUCGAUGAAAGCAAAAAUGAGUUCAUUGUUGUCUUCAUUUGGAAGGGAAAUAACCAAAAUUAAAACUACAACAAGAACUGGACAAGGACAGAAGAACGUUUAUUCCAGCAAAUGGUUUGCAUUUACUAGCUUUGCCUUUCUUAUGAAUAAAAAUGAAGAAGCAGAAACCAUCAACACUGAAACUGUUUCAACUGAUGUUAACGAUUUUGAAGCUGUAAGCGAGCAUGAGUCAAAGAUGGACAUUUCGCAAAUUAUAGAAUACAUAACCAACGAAACUGGAAAUUUAGAAAAAGACCUAACGUCCACAAAAUAUCCCCCUAUGGGGUAUGUUCUAUGCUAACGUCCAAUCAAGCCGCUAAAGAGACAUCCACUGGCAAACGCAAACUGUUUACAUGUCCACAAAGACGAGUAAAGAAAAAGGUAGAGCAGGAAGAUCCGAGAAUAUCAGCUGCAUAUGAAAUACUUAAAAAUACGUCGAUUCCAAAGGAUGAAUGCUUCACAUUCGGUCAACAUAUAGCGACGAAACUACAAAAAUUUGAUAGUAGGCUUCGCGCUGUUGUUAUGCAUUCCAUAAGCAACACAAUUUUUGAAGCUGAUAUGAUGGAAAGAUACAAUAAUUAUACUCCAACACCAUCGCCUAAUUUUUCUACCAGUUAUUGUCAAUGCAAUCAGUCGCAGGAAUAGUCUAAUCAGGAGUUAAAUGUUAUAACUCCGCAUCAACCUGAUCGUCUCCUUUACAAACAUAACAACUUUACAUACAGCAAACAUUUGAUGUUGUUAAUAUUUAAUUUUAGUUAUUCAAAAAAACAAAACUAAAUUAUUUCUUACCUUAAUAUAUUGUUUCAAUCCUUCUGUUAAAGCUUUACAGACUUCUAGAAUUAUUGUAGAAAUACUUUGCUUCGAUAUUUUAAAAGUAUACAUUAAACUGGCAUAUGAAACUCCAGUGGCUAAAAACCCAAGCGUCACAGCUAGUCGUUCAUUGAUGGGGAUAGCCAGCCUAAAAUUGGUAUUUUGCUUCUGAAUUUUAGGACCGAUAAUAUUUAAUAACAACUCAAAAUCGCUUGAAAACACGCGGCAGAAAUUUUUAAAUUUUCCAGUAUCGUCAAUUGCCAGGUCGCAUAGCAAAUCACUGCCACUGUAUAAGCUUAAAUACAAACAUUUUUAAUUAUUGCUGCAGCAAUGUGGACGCAAGUCGCAAAUUGUGUGUGAACGUUCGCGAAUGUUUGGCGCGAUAUUGUGCCGCGGUCUCGACGCACCUUAAGGAAACGUUUUUUUUUUACAAGAGGCAAACUUUUAAGCGAAAAUUAUAACAGUAAGCGUUAAAAAUGAUGUCAAUUAAGAAUUUGAAGUUAAAUAAGCCCCUAUAAGAAGAGAUGUUAUUACGAUAAAUAUGUGUUUAGCGCUAAAAAUAUGUUCAUAACUAGUAUUUCUGAUA
Molecule: messenger RNA, 2204 nt
Organism: Dendroctonus ponderosae (mountain pine beetle)
Lineage: Eukaryota; Metazoa; Arthropoda; Insecta; Coleoptera; Curculionidae
Exons: 3
Coding region: 753-1109 (118 amino acids)
Source: RefSeq, a predicted model, not a curated record